This is a messenger RNA of Acanthopagrus latus (yellowfin seabream), 2247 nucleotides long. Its product is annotated as C-type lectin domain family 4 member M-like. The coding region runs from base 162 to 1553 and encodes 463 amino acids. Lineage: Eukaryota; Metazoa; Chordata; Actinopteri; Spariformes; Sparidae. The transcript has 7 exons. The record is from RefSeq and is a predicted model, not a curated record.
AAAGAACACCAUACGUUACAGUGAGUAUGACAUAUUGACGCAAUAGGUGCUCUGCCUCUGUGCUGCGACCUUACAGGAACACAAAACAUAAUUCUUUCAUUAUACCAAAUCUUUGAUCAUUUCUACGAGGAGAGACUGCAGCUCAUGAAGCAGAUCCAAACAUGGCCGUUGAGUACCGGGCCUCCACAGUAACAAACAUGGACAUGGAGAACAGUAAAAUUGGCUAUAAGCAAUUCUUCACGGACGGCAGCAAGCUCCAGUCUUCAGUCUAUGCAAUGAGAAACAGCCCUUUCCGGGUCGCUACAGUUUGCCUUGGUGUGCUGUGUCUAAUCCUGUUUUCAGGAGUCAUAGGUCAGAGUGUUCACUACCAAAAAGCAGAGCAAGACCAUCAGAACAACCUAAAAACCAUGAGUAAAGAGAAAGAGAAUCUGCAGCAGGAUUUGAGGGCAGUGCAAAAACAGACAAAGGAUCUCACAACCACAAAUGCUCAAUUACAGAGAAGUAACGUUUACUUAUCUGAGAGAUAUCAGCACACAGAGACCAACUACAACUUACUGAAUAGGCAGGUAACUGAACUUAAAAGUAGCCAAACCCAGUUACAGGCCAGUAACACUGCUGUAACUAAGGAGAUAGAAGCACUAAAAGCCAGUAAUGACCAGCUCCAAACUAAUAAUAAUGCCUUGACUACAGCCAAAGACCUGAUACAAAAACAACACGAUAAAGUGGUCAACAGGAAAAAUGAGUUACAGGCCAAUUAUGUCUCAGCAACCAAGGAAAGAGACGAUUUAAAGAACAAAUACCAUAACGCAACCAGACAAAGAGAUCAGCUACAAUUGAAUUACAACACCUUGAUUAAGGACAUAGAGCACCUGCAGGACAGAUACAACCACUCUACCAAUGAGAAAGACAAGCUAGCAAGCAGCCACCAGAAUCUGACGGCAGAAAAGGAAAGUCUGCAGGACAGAUACGAUCUACUUGUGAAAUCCUUAGAUGAGCUGCAGGCUUCUUACAGGUCCUUGAUUCAAGAAAAACAGGAUAUGGAAAGCCGUUGCCAAAAUGUAACUGUGGAGAGAGACCUGCUGGAGAAGAACAACGACAACCUGACUGCUGAGAGUGAAGUGCUGCAAUUGGAAAUUGAGCAACUGAAGGCAAAGAUUCAAGCAAAGCCAUGCCCCACUGACUGGAGAAAAUUUGAGGGCAGCUGCUACUACACUUCUACUGGCAAGAAAACUUGGAGGAAGGGUAGAGAAUACUGUCAAAGCAAAGGAGCAGACCUGGCAAUAGUAAAAAGCCAAGAGGAAAUGAUCUUCAUCAAUAGCUUGUAUCCAAGUGACAAACAAGUCUGGAUUGGAUUGACCGAUCAAGGAGUAGAAGGGAAUUGGACAUGGGUAGAUGGGUCACCACUGACCACAACGUUCUGGGGUAAAAACCAGCCCAACAGCUCCAAUGGGAGGAACCAGGACUGUGCGGAGUUCCGGCACCGUGCAACAGGAAAUGGAGACUGGAAUGAUGAGAACUGUAACGUAGAACAGAACUGGAUCUGUGAGAUGUAGUUUUCCUGUGCAGAGUGGACGAGAGCUUUGGCUUGACAUGCUGGCCAAUGUCUGGUACAGAUGAUUAUCAUGUAAUAUCAAAUUUACACAUAAUGACACAGAGCUUUGCUAACAGCCAAAGCCUGAAUGUAUUGUUGUGAUAAAUAAUGUAAGUCAAAUUUAGCAGAUGACUGAUCGUGUGUGGAGCUGAUACACUGAGAUAAUUUGUCUGGAUAAAACUCAUUUGGUAAUGUUGCACCAGUUAACUGUACAACGAUAUCUGUACACACUAACAAUCAAUUAUGUUAGCGUUGUAACUAAUUUCUGAAGAAUGAUUUUCAGCGCACACAUAUGUGAAAUAGACACUUCCAGAUUAGAGGAUAGACAAACAUCAUCACAGUGAGACUGUUCUCAGUUUAAGCUUAUGCUGGAUAUUCUCCGCUCAGUUAUGGCUUCCUGUAUUACCUCAAAGACCAGCCAGUGUGAAGCUUCACGAUGAGAUAAAUGGAAAUGGAGUGUUCUAUAUUAUUCAUAAUUCACUAUGUAUUAACAACCAUUCAAUCUGCACUUUUAACUAUUUGAAUUGACUCUUACAUUGCAAUUAAACUUUUUUUUUCACACUGUUUUUAAUAUAAAUGCUUUUUUUCAUAUCGAUUCAUGGAAACAUAUAAACUGAGUGAUUUCAAAUAAAGUAAUUCACCUUGUACAACAUCAA